CUAAACGCUGAUCACACGUUAUCGCAUCCUAAACAUUACCCGGGAUACUACACCGACUCUCCCGACUAAAUGUGUCGUCAUGUCUUUCCGCUCAGCCGGGAGUGUCGCUAAGAACAAGAAGUUUUACAAGGGUUUGCUACCUUCCAAGGACGAAAAAGCGCAGCGUAGCAGUAACCCGCAGAGCCGGCGCGGCGGUGCUCAACCUCAGCCGCAUUCACGGAAGCGGGCCGCAGACGGGCGCUUCGCAGCAGAGCAGCACCAGCACCAGCAGCUAGAGGACCUCGAGGGUUACGUCGAGGAGACUGUCGAGGGUGCUGCCGGGGACCCGGGUGCUGCCGGGGACUCGGGAGCAGCGCUCAGGGACCACACGCGACAGACACGCAGAGACGCAAAACAGUCCCUCGCCCAAAGCCCACAGCUCACGUCGGCUUACCUGCGGGACUACGCGGAUGCUAGUGCUGCUCGUCAGCUGUUGCUGCAGUGCCAAGCAGCAGCAAUCACCGGCCUUGUGGAGGCGCGGGGCAGUGAGUGCCCCGAAUGCUGCGAGCCUUGCAACCUGACGCACAAGGUGCCGGUGGUGGUCGUCACUUGGGAGCAGCCGGUCAUCGUGGCCGUGCCGGUGCUAUGGUGCAAGCGCUGCUGCAAGUUCGUCAGCAUGCAGCCCACCGUUGUGGAUUGCCUGCCGGACACGCCAACAUCGUGGGACCUGACCAAACGGGCGGAGGGGCAGAUGGUGUUGUGGUGGCAAGCCACAACACUCCAGCAGUUCUCCCGCCUAUGCUACUCAAGUCGGCAUCAGAGCGCAGACGCAUUUGCAGCUGCCAUGUUGGAGGUAUGGCGGUUGAACAGCGUCUGGCCUCUCAGCGACUCAGCGGCAGCGGCAGCUCCGAAGCUGGGCAGGGACAAGCUACGGAAGCGCAUGCGCUACGCGCUCAACGCCUACUACCACCUGGAUGGCGUAGUACGUGACUAUCCGGAGGGCUUGGAGGGCUGGCCCGCCGCUGGCGCAGCCAACGCAUGCCCGUGCUGUGGUGAUAGCGCACACGCUGCAGCAUGCGACCGGGGGCUGGGGGCGGCGGCGGCUGCGGCGGCAGCCGCUGUGCCAAUGACUGCUGCCGCCCCUGCUGCAGCGGUGGCGGAGCCAGCUGCGGCACCAGCAGCCGCUGCAGACGUGGUUGCAGCUGGCGCGGAGCAAGGCGGAGACACCGGCAGGGAGGGAGGUGGGCGUGAUGGCGGCGCGGGUCCACUGCAGGGCAGGGGGCCAGGGGCGGCGGCGGCUGCGGCCGCUGUGCCAAUGACUGCUGCCGCCCCUGCCGCAGUGGUGGCGGAGCCAGCUGCGGCACCAGCAGCCACUGCAGACGUGGUUGCAGCUGGCGCGGAGCAAGGCGGAGACACCAGCAGGGAGGGAGGCGGGCGUGACGGCGGCGACGGUCCACUGCAGGGCAGGGGGCCGGGGGCGGCGGCGGCAGUUGCCAUCACCAUCACUGCCACCGCCUCAUCAGCUGCAUUUACUGUCAUCGCCACCACCGCAUCAGGCGCUGAGUCGAUGGCGGCAGUAGCAGCUGGUGGUGAUGGGCGUCAGGAGGCAGGCAGGGCAGGAAACCUAGGCGGGGAAGGUGGCCCUUCAACUGCAGUGCGGCGUGCAGACGCGGGGCAGCAGCAGGGCGGUGAUCCGGCGGCGCCUACACCUGCAAGUGCAGCCGCGCGCCCAGUGCUGAUGGUGCGGCUUAUCAUUCUGCCUCGUAGAGUUGCGGGUGGCUUGCUGCCGCUGCCUGGACGCUGGCUGUCUGUGGAGGAUGUGUUGGCGGGACCCGGCUGCAUUCAUUCCCUGCACUUUGAUGGCUGCUUCAAGCUGAACUUGCUGUCCAGGGGCAAGUUUCACUGUCAGCUGUACAAGCAGUGGGAGCGACGGCGCUACUUCCUGCACAACGGGGCGGUGAACGAGGUGGACGGGACCUGGGCGACAGACAACGGCCCGAGUCGUUGCUCCACCUUCCAUGCUGACCGCGUGCUGGCGUCGGAGAACAGCAAGAACCUGAUCACAGGAGCAGGAGCGGUGCUGUGUCGGCACGGCAUGCUGAUGCGCCUUAUGAACCUGUUUACGGGUGAGCGGCACAUCUACGCCAUUGCAGCCAUGUACUCCUUCCUCCGUGUGGGAACAGCGAUCCAGUUUUGGUGGUACGACAUUGCGUGCCGCUGGAGCAAGUCUCUCGCUAAAUGGCUUGCCGAGCCUGGGCGGAGCACCGCUGUAGUGGCGCUGGGCUGUGCCGUGAUGUGCCUCAUCCAGCCAUGGCACCGCUACGCGCACAACUUCGCUUGCCAAAAGGAGUUCGGGCAUACCCAACAGCCUGGGGUGGGUCGGGGCACGGGUGAGCCGGCAGAGGUGUUCAACAGCGUGGUGGGGCCGCAUGGGGCCGUGACGCGGUACAUGGCCCCUGCCAACCGCGAGGCGCACCUGGAGCACGUGUCCCGGCUGUACAGCGAUCAGGUGCUGCUCGGCUUGCCGGCACGCCUGUGGCGCGCUAGGCGCAAGGCGGCGCUCAUCGCGGGAACGAUGCGGGAACGCAUCGCUCAGCUGGAGGCCGCUCUCGGUGGCAAAAAGGAAGAGGUGCUGGCGCGUAUCAAGCAGCAGAUCGCACAGCGCACCCAGCGCCCAGAGGCUCCGCUCCCAGCUGAGCCGCUGCCCGCAAGAGCGCAGUAUGUGCGCAGCCGUGCGGUGGUGGAGAGGCUACAACGCCUGGACGCGGUGGAUGCCCCGGGAGAGGUGCCGCUGGACCUCCUGUACGGUGGUGCGGGCGACCUAACGCUACGACAACGUCCGCAGGUCAUCAAGUCCAUGAAGGAGCAGGCCCAGCGCCACGAGCAGGAGCACCCUGACUGGAAGCUGUGGGCGCCUUCUUCGCAGGACUUCCUUGCGGGCCUGCAUGCAGUGGCGGCCAGCGACCUGCAAGAGCUGUACGCGGAGAUUGAGGCGUCGGUACUGGACUACUACUGCCUGGAACAGCUGAUGUCGUCGCUGCAGUCGCGGAAGAAGGAGCAAGGCCUGGUGAAGAAGGAGAAGGACAAGGCCAUCGCUAAGAUUCGUGAGGCGUGGGACAAGGCCGUGCGGUGGAGCAAGUGGUGCCUUGCGCACCCGGUGGGCGGCACUCCUGACGCUGACGCUGUGAUGCAGCGGAUAACGGGGCAGGACGGGCGGGGCCGCGGGCCGGAUGCCGUGUUCAGCGAAGUGCUGCGCCAGGAUUUCCCAUGGGGAGUGUGCACCACAGAGGGUCCUAGCCCCCGUGUCGAGGCCACGUUACUGCGGUGCAUGCAUGAGCUGGCAAGGUGUUCAGAGGAAGAGUUGAUCAUUGAGAGCGAGGGAGAAUGUGCGGUGCAGUACUACAGGAAGCGCGUGGAGUGCUUGAAGCACCAUUUGCAGGCGGCAGUAGCUGACUCGUCCCAUGCCCUGCUGUUGCGAGAGCACAUGAGCGCACACGAGGCAAUGCUAUCAGCAUGGGAGGGCUUUGUGGGCGGUGAUGAGCCACCUGUUGACCGCAGCUACCUAGACUUCCAGGACGAUUAGGCGCGCCGUGGCAUGCCGUUGUACAUACUAUCGUAUGCCUGCUGUUGCCCUGGGAGGCCACGCGUGGUGGUGGGGCUAGGCUGGCGAUCAGCAACGCCGCGCGCACGUGUGCAAUGAACUGUGGUCAGGAAUGUGUAUUGAGUGCCCCAACGUCGCGUUGCUGUUGAGAGGCGGGCUGGACAGAAGACGAGGUGGUCCUGGUAGUAAA
This is a messenger RNA of Chlamydomonas reinhardtii, 3770 nucleotides long. RefSeq lists its product as uncharacterized. The coding region runs from base 80 to 3562 and encodes 1160 amino acids. The transcript has 7 exons. Lineage: Eukaryota; Viridiplantae; Chlorophyta; Chlorophyceae; Chlamydomonadales; Chlamydomonadaceae. The record is from RefSeq and is a predicted model, not a curated record.